This is a messenger RNA of Camellia sinensis, 414 nucleotides long. Lineage: Eukaryota; Viridiplantae; Streptophyta; Magnoliopsida; Ericales; Theaceae. The record is from RefSeq and is a predicted model, not a curated record.
AUGAAAAAACUGGAGGACCAAGCUGAGGCCGCCACCAAAGCCCAAAGUCUAGUCGAGGAAAAAGCUGAAUCUGCUGAGGCAAUUAAGAAGGUCGCCGAGGCCGAGAAGAAAGAGGCCGAGGACAGAAAGGCCCAAGCUGAAAAGGAGCUGCAGGAGGCUCUGGCCACCAAGGAUGUCGAAAUUAAGGAGGCCAACGAAAAAGCAUACGCCCAGGGUAUGGCUGACGUCAUUGAAGAAUACAAACUUCAGGUCUUGGACCUGACUCAAGAUGAAGAUGGUGAUGCAGUUGCCAAGGAAGUUACCCCAGAGCAGGGUUCGUCCGACGUUCCUCAGGUCAACAAGAGUAUUGACGAAACUCUUGCCGAGAUUGAUGCUGAAAUUGCUGUAGAUAAGGAAGCCGAGGUAUCUCUUUAG